AUGGCAUCUUUCAACAAAUUUAAAAACGUGCUAAUGCUGGCAUUUGACUGGAUCCUGUAUGGUGCUGGUGUUGCAGGUCACUGCCAAGUCACUGUGGCCCAGCCCAGGUUUCAGCAGGCUGACUCCUACAUGAACGUGUCCCUACCCUGCUCCUUCUCUGCCUCUGGGUGCUCCUCACCCCAACCUGAAGUUCUGUGGUUUCGCUUUUUAACUAACACACAUCAGGGUUUGUGUACUCCUGGCUGCACAGAUCAUCAGAAGUAUAAAGUACAUUCAGCAGGAAACAACAUCUUACUUCAGAUAAAAGAUCUGACUGAAGAUGACAGCGCUGUUUAUAUCUGUGGAAUAGCAUUUUCAGACUCGUCACCCCUUUCUAAACAAACAGGAGAUGGAACAGUACUAACAGUAACAGGAUCAGGAAAGCAGCCCAGCCAUGGAAAACUCAUCUCCAUGAUCAUUGCUUCAACCUUACUGUUCCUGUACAGCUCUGCUGUGCUCAUUUCCUUUGUGGUCUACAAGUUAAAACCAAAGCUGCAAAAGAAAAGUGGCAAAGACCAAACAACAGAGAACUGUAAAAUAAAUAGUGGCCGAAAAAUUUUUCAAGCAAUUGCUCAAGAGCUUCAAAAGCAGAGAUAUGCUCAACACCAACAACAGCCUGAGGAUUUGGAAGAUGACACUGUUUAUCAGAACAGAUGAGCACGUGCAGCACUUGAGAUUUGUUCAACAGUUCUCCUGCAUGCAAAGGAGCAGGUGAGGAAGUUUAAGCUUCUUCACAGACUUCUCUGCUUUAAAGGAAGAGGAGAAAACCUUGCAGGGCAGUGUUCUUCAGGAGUAUUUUCUAAACAGAUCACCAGAACCAAGUGCAUUAUACCUUACAUCUGUGUUACAUAUUCCAUUUUUCAU
This is a messenger RNA of Melozone crissalis (California towhee), 903 nucleotides long. It is a transcript of the gene IGSF6, whose product is annotated as immunoglobulin superfamily member 6. The transcript is spliced from 6 exons. The coding region runs from base 1 to 696 and encodes 231 amino acids. NCBI's taxonomy places the organism in Eukaryota, Metazoa, Chordata, Aves, Passeriformes, Passerellidae. The record is from RefSeq and is a predicted model, not a curated record.